CACAGUUUUUCGUUGCGACCGUGAUAGUGUCAUGGGCUGCAUUAUCAGAGGAGGUGGUGUGUUAAUUGCGGUCAAGAAUCACCUUCAAUGUAAUCGUAUUCCACUUCAAAACAACAACAUCGAGCAAUUAUUUAUCAAUCUUUCUAUGGGUUCUUUCACUCUAUUAAUUGGAUCGGUAUAUAUUCCUCCUAAUUCAAGUAUUGAUAUUUAUAAUGACCAUACUGAUACUGUAAGCAAUUUGUUAAAUCUUUCGCAUUACUCAAAUGUUAUUUUAUUGGGUGACUAUAAUCUACCGGGUAUUCACUGGUCCUUAUUAAAUAAUAAAAUUGUCCCUAAUGUUUCUCAGUUUAAUAAUUUAAUUGCCAAUAACCUGGCUAAUUUCUCUUACCUUAAUCUUAAUCAGUUCAAUCUUGUUAAAAAUCGAUCAGAUUCAAUUCUCGAUUUAGUUUUAUCUAACGCUCAUAAUUUAGUUGUUCUUAAUGAGCCUUUUUCUUUGUUACCGAUUGAUUAUAUGUAUCACCCUGCAUUAACUGUCACACUCCCAACCAAUGUAAAUCUAGAAUCAUUAAGUUAUAAUGAAAUUGUAUACGAUUUUUUCAACUGUAAUUAUAAUGUUAUACGUUCAUCAUUAGCGAUUAUAGAUUGGUCUCAAGUUUUUGAUAAAUUGUGCAUAAACAAUGCAGUUGAUAUUUUCUAUAAAAUUAUAUUUAAAAUAAUUGAUGACAAUUGUCUUAAAAAAAAACUUUUCACUUCUAAACAUCCCUCUUGGUUUAGUCCUGUACUGAGAGACUUUGUUUUUAAAAAAAAAAUAGCACAUAAAUUAUAUAAAACAUCUCCUACACAAUUAAAUUAUAAUAUAUUCUCUGCACUUAGAUCUAAAUGUAGGGCCCUAUCUAAAAUUGAUUAUAAUAAAUACAUUUCAGAAACUGAAAAUUCACUAUUAUCUUGUCCCAAAAAUUUUUGGCGAUUUAUUAAAUCCAAACGCUCUUCUCAGUCUUUUCCUACCUCUAUGUUUUAUUUAAAUCAGUCUAUUAAUGGAGGUGAUCAAAUAGUUGACUGUUUUUCUAAGCAUUUUUCUAGUGUUUAUGUCAACUCAAUUACACCACCGUUAAUCAAUCACUCGCCAUCUGAUUCUAUCACCAAUUACUCCGAUCUUAAUUUAUUUUCGUGUGUCUUAAAUCUUACUGAUGUUCUCCAGGAGUUAGAUACGCUGAGUUCAAAAACUAAUCCUGGCAUUGACAUGAUUCCGAGUAUUUUCUUUUCAAAUUGUAAAUUUGUAUUAAGUGUCCCUUUAUUAUACCUUUAUAACUUGUCAUUAUCAUCGGGUUGUUUUCCAUCCGCUUGGAAAUCAAGUUUUAUUAUACCUAUUUUUAAAGGCAAUGAUGUUACUAAUAUAAUAAAUUAUAGGCCUAUCUCAUUAAUUUCAAUUAUACCUAAGAUUUUUGAAUCAAUGAUUUCAAAAAAGAUUACACCACUUCUCUUACCUUUAAUAAGUUUGGAUCAACAUGGUUUUAAUAAAGAUAGAUCAACAGCCACAAAUCAGUUAAUUUUUCAGAAAUUUAUACUUGAUGCCUUUUCUCAAGGUUUACAAGUUGAUGUUAUUUUUACAGAUUUCUCUAAAGCCUUUGAUAAAGUAGAUCACCAAAUUCUUAUCUCUAAACUCCAUACUAUUGGUAUUAAUGACCCCUUACUUUCUUGGAUCUAUUCUUAUAUUUCCGAUAGAAAACAAAUAGUCAAGUGUAAAAACUUUAAAUCGAUUCCUUUUACUGUAUCAUCUGGUGUUCCUCAAGGUUCUCACCUUUCACCAAUUCUAUUUCUAUUAUUUAUAAAUGAUUUAAAUUUGUUUUAUUCUAGAAAAUUACUAUUCGCCGAUGAUAUGAAAUUGUUCCGUCUCAUAAAAAACAGUAAUGAUACAUCUUUAUUACAAGAUGAUUUAAGUUUUUUAGCUAAUUGGUGUGAUAUUAAUAAAUUACCUUUAAACUUCGAAAAGUGCAAAGUUAUGUCAUUCACGCGAUCUCGUAAUCCAAUUACUCACACUUAUAGUUUACGUAACCACCAUUUACAUCGUGUAAAUGAAUUUUGUGAUCUUGGUGUCAUAUUCGAAUCUGAUUUAACCUUUAAUCACCACAUUCAACAUAUUAUCAAUAAUUCAUCUUCGAUAUUAGGCUUUAUUACAAGAAACUGUAAAGACUUCAAUAACCAUAACACAUUAAAAAUUCUAUUUAUGUCCUUAGUUAGAUCUAAGCUUGAAUAUAAUUCAACAGUUUGGUCUCCUUAUUUAAACACGCAAAUUCAAUGCAUUGAGAAUGUCCAAAAUCGCUUUCUCCGUUUUAUGUCCUAUAAAUGUAAUAUUAUACGUGUACCUCACUCAUCUUAUCAACCUUUGUUGAACACAUUUAACAUCCAGAGCUUAGCAAACAGAAGAAAGGUAAAUGAUCUAUUAUUUUUGUUCAAACUACUUAACGGGUUUUUCUACUGUCCGGAGCUAUUAAGUUUUUUAAAUUUUUCUGUUCCUCAAGUCAGAACUAGAUCAUCAAUCAUAACUACUUUUUAUAUAAAUAAUCACAAAACUAAUUAUGCGUUAUCCGCUCCUAUAAAUAGAAUGAUGGCUAUCGCUAAUGAUGAACAAAUUGAUUUUUUUAAUUUCUGUCCAAAUUCUGUCGAUUUUUUCAAUAGUUUUGUAAGAAAAAAAAGUUAUUAAA
Messenger RNA from Myzus persicae (green peach aphid), 2702 nucleotides. RefSeq lists its product as uncharacterized. The coding region runs from base 32 to 2701 and encodes 889 amino acids. The transcript has a single exon. NCBI's taxonomy places the organism in Eukaryota, Metazoa, Arthropoda, Insecta, Hemiptera, Aphididae. The record is from RefSeq and is a predicted model, not a curated record. Gene Ontology annotation, molecular function: catalytic activity.